AUGGCCGCGAAGACUCUCCAAGCCUCUGAGAAGGACCUGGCCAAGGCCAAGGCUGACUUAACAGUCGCUAUCCGAGAAAGGGAUAGUGCCUCGGCGGGCUUAGUUAGCGCCCAAAAACAGGCCAAGGACCAAACAAAACGUCUACUAGAAGCCGAGGAUCAGUUGCGAAUAGCUAAAGAGCUAGUCAAGGAUUUAAGUAAAAAACUGGCCGCGGUAGAGCAUGACAAAGGUGUGGCGGAGUAUGCCCGUGACGAAGCCAUAAGGGCCAAGCAGGAGGCCGAGUUUGCCAGAAAUGAGGCUGAGGCUGCCAAGGAAACGGCAGAGGAUGAUGGUUAUAAUGCGGGGGUAGUUGAAACCCAAGCCAUCCUUAAAGCCCAGAUUCCUAGAGUAUGCAGGCUUUACUGCUCCCAGAUUUGGGAAGAGGCAUUGAAGCGAGCUGGGGUGAAUGCUUCAUCCGAUUUGUGGAAAGCGGAGAACAUAUUCUACCCUACAGCCAUCCGUGAAGCCACCUCCUCCAGCUCCGUGGCUAUGAGCGACCAACCCGAGGAAGGGGUCACCCAGUCGGAAAACUUACAGAUGCCUAAUGCUGAGGAGCGAGCCAUACUUGCCCAGCCCCCACAGGCAAUUCCCCUUGCUGCAGUCCUCAAGAGUACCAAUACUAACCCUGUUCAGCCUUCCCCAGAAGGGACUAUCCUCCAGGGCGUCGAAACUGAUCCCGUUCCGCCUUCCCAGGACGUGGCCGACGCAAAACUAAAGAAGUAG
This is a messenger RNA of Quercus lobata, 762 nucleotides long. RefSeq lists its product as uncharacterized. Lineage: Eukaryota; Viridiplantae; Streptophyta; Magnoliopsida; Fagales; Fagaceae. The record is from RefSeq and is a predicted model, not a curated record. The transcript has 2 exons. The coding region runs from base 1 to 762 and encodes 253 amino acids.